Linum tenue is the source of this 429-nucleotide messenger RNA. NCBI's taxonomy places the organism in Eukaryota, Viridiplantae, Streptophyta, Magnoliopsida, Malpighiales, Linaceae. The record is from the annotation of a GenBank genome assembly.
AUGUGCUACCGCCCAAGUCUAGGCGUUGCUCCACUGUGUGCAUCAGUAGCGAUCCUCCUCAGGUGGAUAACAAUGUUGGCGAGGGUGAAGGAGGGGCCGGUCAUGGUGUUAAUCGCAGAACCUCGAACAAGACAAAGAAGGCGAAAUCCAUGGCGCGGAUUAUUAGUUCCAAACCCUGGUCAGCUGAGGUCGAGACCCUCUCUCUCCACCAUAUCUUCAUCAAUCUCCAAGACCACAGUGAUGGAAGUUCUCCGUCUCGUGAAAAACCCAUCAAAUGCCCUGGAAUUCUUCAACUGGGUUCCCAAAAUGGGGUUCACCCACGACCAAGACUGUUACUUCUCGAUGCUGGAAAUCUUGGGUCGCGCUGGAAAACUCAAUGCUGCUCGUAACUUCCUCUCCUCCAUUGAGAAAAAGUCUAAGGCGCUGUGA